Molecule: messenger RNA, 2982 nt
Organism: Nerophis lumbriciformis (worm pipefish)
Lineage: Eukaryota; Metazoa; Chordata; Actinopteri; Syngnathiformes; Syngnathidae
Source: RefSeq, a predicted model, not a curated record
AUGUAUAGACCAGGGAAAAGCAAGACCCCUCGCAGGCACUGCAUGAAAAAAACACCCAACCCAGAGAAAGAUCCUGUUGGAGUGUUUUGCCGUAUACGCCCACUUGAAGAUGAGAAUGAGGAAUGUUGUGUUGAAAUGAUCAGCAAUUCCACUAUUCAGCUACAUGCCCCUGAUGGCCUAAAAGCCAACCGCAAUGGAGAAUACAAAGAGAUGCAGUACUCCUUCAAAAAAGUCUUUGGUAUAAAUACCACUCAAAUGGAGCUCUUUGAGGUGGUUGCCAAACCUCUAGUAGAGGACCUCAUUCAGUGUAAAAAUGGUCUGCUGUUUACAUAUGGUGUCACUGGAAGUGGUAAGACCUUCACUAUGACCGGCUCGCCUGGAGAGGGUGGACUUCUACCUCGCUCCCUGGACAUGCUCUUCAACAGUAUUGGCCCUUUUCAGGCCAAAAGAUUUGUGUUCAAGUCAGAUGACAAAAAUGGGAUUGACAUCCAGAAUGAUGUUGACGCUCUCCUGGAGAGACAGAAGCGAGAUGCUCAACCUUUAAUGCCCAAAACAAACUCCUCGAGGCAGAAGGCAGACCCAGAAUUUGCAGACAUGAUCAGUCCACAAGGGGAAUGUAAAGCUGAGAAUGUGGAUGAAGACUGUUGCUACAGUAUCUUUGUGUCUUACAUUGAGGUCUAUAACAACUACAUCUAUGAUCUUCUUGAAGACGCCCCCUUUGAUCCUAUUAGACCAAGAGCGCCUCAAUCCAAGAUUCUACGUGAAGAUCAAAAUCAUACCAUGUAUGUUGCUGGCUGCACAGAAGUUGAGGUCAAAUCUACAGAGGAGGCAUUUGAAGUAUUCUGGAGGGGUCAAAAGAAAAGGAGGAUUGCAAACACUCAACUGAACCGUGAAUCCAGUCGUUCCCACAGCGUCUUUACUUUAAAGCUGGUUCAGGCACCUCUCGAUUCUGAUGGUGACCACAUUCUACAGGACAAAAACCAGGUGACUGUGAGCCAGCUGUGUUUGGUUGACCUGGCAGGUAGCGAACGCACCAGCAGAACAAGAGCAGAGGGGAGCCGUUUGCGUGAAGCAGGUAAUAUAAAUCAGUCUUUGAUGACCCUGCGCACAUGUAUGGAAGUCCUCCGAGAGAACCAGAUGUGUGGAACAAAUAAGAUGGUGCCAUACAGGGAUUCUAAAGUCACUCAUCUUUUUAAGAACUACUUUGAUGGAGAGGGAAAGGUUAAGAUGAUUGUCUGCGUCAACCCAAAAGCUGACGAUUACGAGGAAACAAUGGCUGUAAUGCGGUUUGCAGAGAUGACACAGGAAGUGGAAGUUGCACGGCCAGUUGAUAGGCCAAUCUGUGGUCUUGCUGCAGGACGUAGGCAAAAAAAUCAGGCCUUCAAGGAGGAGUUGUCCCGUCGCCUGGAUGAACGAGGGAUUGUAGAUGACCCAGCUCUGCUUGAUCAACUGAUUGAAAGCUUUCCACCUUUGCCUCCCUGUGACCUGGUGGAUCCAGGAGAUGAUCAGACUCUACCACGCCUGAUUGAGGUUCUGGAGAGAAGGCAUCGUAUUCGCCAGCUGAUGACUGAGCAGUUCAAGAAAACUGCCAAUAUGCUGAAUUCCAUGCUUCAGCAGUGUGAUGGUCAGUUUGGUGUUAAUCAAAACUUAAUCCAAGACCAGCAAAGCAAUUUGAGCGAGAAGGAAAAGGUUAUUUUCAACCAAAGGGCAGAGAUCGAACGACUAACAAAGAAAUCCAAGACCAUGGAGUAUAAGAUUGAUAUUCUGCAAAAGACCACAAACAUGUAUGAAGAUGACAAACGCUUGCUAAAGCGGGAGCUGGAAACACAUUCUCAGAAGCUCCAGGAGGAACUGUUACAGAGGAAGCGAAUGGAGAAGUACAUGCAGGGAUUGGUCUCGGACACAAAACACAAAUGGGAAAAGGAGUGUGAGAGAAGGGUGAAUGCCAAACAGCUGGAGAUGCAGAACAAGUUAUGGGUGAGAGAUGAAAAGUUGAAGCAGCUCAAAGCGAUUGUUGCUGAGAACAGCAGCAGCAGUAACGCAGAGCGACCAGAAAAACCAGAACGGCCCUCCAGAAACGGAGAUCACAACUACGGCCAGAAGAGGUCUGGCUCGCCAUCACCGCCUCCUGACACCCGACAAGCAUCUUCCCAACAAAGUCAAGUUAAAUUUAGAACAGUUCAGGAUGAAUCCCCCACCAACGGUUCAUCUUAUACAUCAGUGGCAACCUCCAUAUCUGUGUGGGAGCAGAGGUGCCCUGUAGACUCAUUCUCGCAAAAUAGAGAAGCGGGGACCCCUCGGUGCAGGAACUGGACUCCUGCCAGCAGUGCGUGUCGCAGGAGAGGCCAACGCUUUGCCCCCGAAACUGAGGCCCCUGCAACCCGUCUGGUCAAUGAUCUAGACCUAGAGGCAGGCAUAAGGGCGACUCGGGAAAUUAAUCCAGUGCACAGACGUUCACACUCUGCAGGUGGGGUGAAAUGGGUAGACCACAAACCAGCUUCUAAUGUCGACAUAGGCACUGUCAUGCAGCCAAUCAUACCCAAUGCAAUCCAAGUGUCUUCCCCAAGUGAGAAAACUCUGGAUAAAUGUCAAAAGUAUGUUCUUAGACAUCAAGAGCUUGCCUCUGAUGGGGAGAUUGCCACCAAGUUGAUCAAGGGAAACAUUUUUAAAACAAGAAGUGGGGGAAAGGCUGUAGAGUUCACUGAUGUUGAGACAUUACGGCAGGAGGGCCCAAUUGCGCCAAGUCGCAAGAGGAGAUCAGGUUCUGCAGAGACACAAAAUAACACACCAGACCAAGAAAAUUGGGCUCCUGGUGAAAGCACAAGCAUGGCCCUUGGGUAUCAAAAAGAAGGCCACCUGGCCGACGACCGGCGGCUUGUUGCACACCAUGGUCGCCAGCCGAUAAAGGUGUGCCCGCCUAUUGAGCGCUAUCCUCGGCUUGGGCACGGGCAGCCCCCCGCUCUAGUCUCCGGUUCUCGAUGA